GUUCUGACUCACAUGUAACUCACAGUGCAUGCCUGACGUAAAGCAGCUGGAAAAGUCACUGAACUUUUGUUUAUUACAUUCUACUUUAUCGAUAAGGUCACAAUGAGCUCCCAAAUUACUUGUGUCGGGUGGGUAAAACGAGGCGUUGCCAAGGAAACCCCGGACAAAGUUGAGUUGAGUCAAGAGGAGCUACAGCGCAUCAUUGCAGAGACCAAAGAAGAGUUGGGGGAGCUGGCAGCUGAGGAAGAAGAAGAGGAGGAUGAGGGUUUACCUCCUGACGAAAGUCCCGUUGACGUUUCGGUUCCAAAAGGUGGGAAUGAUGGUGGGAAUGAGGAAGACGAUGAGCUAGCGGAGUAUGGACUGGAUAAAUACGACGAAGAGGACGAAGCAACGGCUAAUCUUGGUGAUAGUCUGGCUGGGCUCACGGUGUUCAGCUCUAAUGAGGAGGAUCCUUACAUCACCAUCAAAGACACAGAUCAGUAUGAGCGAGAAGACUUCCAGAUCAAGCCCAGUGACAACCUCAUCCUGGCAGGCAAAGCAGAUAAGGACUGCUGCAAUCUGGACAUCUAUGUCUACAACACUGACGAGGACUCUCUGUACGUCCAUCAUGACAUCCUGCUGCCGGCGUACCCCCUGUGCGUGGAGUGGCUGAACUUCGACCCCAGCCCCGGAGAAGGCGCGGCUAACUACGCCGCCGUGGGCAACAUGACUCCUCAGAUCGACGUGUGGGAUCUGGACGUAGUCGACUGUUUGGAGCCCGUCUUCUCUCUGGGGAGCAAAAAAGCCGCCAAGAAGAAAAAGAAGAGCAAGAAGGCGGCAGCAGCAGAACCUGUCGAGGGACACACUGAUGCAGUGCUGGAUUUAUCCUGGAACAAGCUGGUCAGGAAUGUGUUGGCCAGUGGCUCUGCAGAUGAAAGCGUUAUCUUGUGGGAUUUGUCUCAAGGCAAACCAGCCACAACCCUGCGCAGGCACACUGACAAGGUCCAGACGUUAAAAUUCCACCCGUUUGAAGCGCAGACCUUGUUAUCGGGAUCCUACGACAAGACAGCUGUCCUUUACGACUGCCGCAGUCCAGACACCAGCUACCGGACCUGGAGGUUCAGCGGCCAAGUGGAGCGUCUGGUGUGGAACCACUUUUCUCCCUGCAACUUCCUGGCCAGCACAGACGAUGGUUUCGUCUACUGCCUGGACGCGCGUUCAGACAAACCCGUGUUCACGCUGAGGGCUCACGAUGAAGAAGUGUCAGGUUUGGACCUCAGCAGUCAGAUUAAAGGAUGCCUGGUCACCUCAUCUGCUGACAAACAUGUUAAGAUCUGGGACAUUUUAGGCAACAAACCAAACCUGAUACACUCACGUGACAUGAAAAUGGGCGUGCUGUUCUGUGCUUCCUGUUGCCCUGACCUGCCCUUCGUCUAUGCCUUUGGGGGACAGAACGAUGGCUUGCGUGUUUGGGAUAUAAGUGACGUUGCAGCAGUGGCGGAGGUGUUCGGCAAACGUGAACGCUUGGUGCCCAGCGCGGGAUCCCAGGCAUCCAGCUCUGCAGCCACAGCGGACAUGGAAGUGUCCUAGUGAUGCUCUGAAUGCUUGUAAACACGAACAGACUAAUCCAGCGCGGAAACAUGUCGCGCUGCCGUGCGCGUGUGGCAUCCUCUCACAGUGCAGCAGCGGGUUCAAGCGGAAAAAGGAUCGGAUUACAUGAAGCUGCACUUGCUGCACAGAAAGGUUGGCCAAAGUAUUUGCAAACCAAGCCAAAAAGGACCCCAGGAACUUUGUUCAGCUUAACUCCCACCACUAAUGACAACUCUGACUCUGAGCAUUCAGAUGUGUUAAAGUAAAGAAACAAUGUUUCCUAUAAACAUACUAAACAGUAUUUCCAGGAAUAUCUCUUUAUUUUUUGGUGGAAGCAGUUAAGAUAAAAUUAAGAUAUUUGAAUUGAUAAAUAAGUAUAUGUUUGAACUGUUUAUAUCACUAUGAAGGCUGUUUCAGUUUGCCUUUCUUUGUACAUUACAAAUGUAGGAUUAUUUUCACAUGAAUUCAUACAAGAGACUGAUUAACUUGUCAUACUUGGCUUUCCUGGUAAUAAGCAAUGCUUAAAAAAAUCUUAUUAGGACACUGGGUAAAAACAUUAGGCAGUUGUACUUAAAGAUAAUAAUCUCAAAGUACUGUAUAUUCAAUCAAUAAAUACAGCUUAUUAAAAUGUGGAAA
Molecule: messenger RNA, 2205 nt
Organism: Mugil cephalus (flathead mullet)
Lineage: Eukaryota; Metazoa; Chordata; Actinopteri; Mugiliformes; Mugilidae
Gene: pwp1
Product: PWP1 homolog, endonuclein
Exons: 14
Coding region: 103-1569 (488 amino acids)
Biological process (GO): rRNA processing
Cellular component (GO): nucleus
Molecular function (GO): protein binding
Source: RefSeq, a predicted model, not a curated record